AAAGCUGACACCAUGCCCGUCCCCAAAGCCGCUGCCCAACACAAAGUGUACCCCCGGCUCGCAACUCCACAGAAACAGAGAGGCACUCACGUCGGUCGGUUGCUCCGGCGAGAUCGAUCAUCUUACCCCGCCAUGGCCGAGGAGGCGCAGGCGCUGGGGCUGGCUCUGGGUCUGGGAGCGGAAAGCUCGCCGGGGACGACGACGGUCGAGGUGACUCGUUCGGGGGCGUCCAGGCGGCGCAGGUCACCCCGUCUGGAGCGCGCGCGCCGGCAGACCAUGUCCGUGCUCUUCGACGAGCUGGGCGCGCUGCUCCCCGACCUCCCCCCUCGGGCGUGCAGGGCGGACGUCGUCGACGGGGCCAUCGCGUACGUCAGGGCGCUGGAGGACACGGCCGCCGAGCUCGAGGCGCACAGGGCGAUGUCGGCCGGGCGGAGCCGCCGCGCGCGCGGCGGCAGCGCCGAGGUCGUCGCGGCCGGGGAGACGUCGUGCUUCGCCGUCCGGCUGCGCGCGGCAAGGCCGGGCGCGCUCACGCGCGUGCUCCAGGUGUUCCAGCGGCACCGCGUGCCCGUCCUGGCGGCCACCGUCUCGCGAAACGGCGGGGAGGCGGCGGUCACGGUCACCACGGCGGUGGUGGCGCCGGCGGUCGCGGGGAAGAUCGAGGCAGAUAUUAUUAGCUGCAAUGCAUGAGUGAUGAGUCCUACUGAAUGAUCGAUCAGCUAUGUCGUCUUGGAUUCUCGUACUGUUAUCGUUCGGUCGAUGCAUCUCUCCUCGAAUUUUGACGCGUACCUUCAGCACUCAGACAGCCGUAUGCCAGUAUGCUGUACAUAUCCCUAUUUGCCAGCACGCCGUAACAUAACAUGGCAGUACACCAUGCAAAGUCUUCCGAGCUGGAGUAUUUUUCUUCACAGAUCUGCUAAUUCUCCUUUACAUUAGAUUUAGCUAUGUCUCAUUCAAGUUAUCUAUCCCACGAUCAAGUUCUAUAAAUCUCGUGCAAAUAUGUGACCCCUGCGUUGGGCAUGGAGCCUGUUAUCCCCGUGUGCUGUGUAGGCUACGUUUUCUCUUUGAACUCAGAAUUGGAAGAAUCAACAUCUG
This is a messenger RNA of Triticum aestivum (bread wheat), 1092 nucleotides long. RefSeq lists its product as uncharacterized. The record is from RefSeq and is a predicted model, not a curated record. NCBI's taxonomy places the organism in Eukaryota, Viridiplantae, Streptophyta, Magnoliopsida, Poales, Poaceae. The transcript is spliced from 2 exons. Bases 13 to 687 code for a protein of 224 amino acids. Gene Ontology annotation, biological process: regulation of DNA-templated transcription; endosperm development. Gene Ontology annotation, molecular function: DNA-binding transcription factor activity; protein dimerization activity.